Molecule: messenger RNA, 6344 nt
Organism: Phyllopteryx taeniolatus (common seadragon)
Lineage: Eukaryota; Metazoa; Chordata; Actinopteri; Syngnathiformes; Syngnathidae
Product: gastrula zinc finger protein XlCGF8.2DB-like
Exons: 2
Coding region: 118-1155 (345 amino acids)
Biological process (GO): regulation of transcription by RNA polymerase II
Cellular component (GO): nucleus
Molecular function (GO): RNA polymerase II cis-regulatory region sequence-specific DNA binding; DNA-binding transcription factor activity, RNA polymerase II-specific
Source: RefSeq, a predicted model, not a curated record
CAAAGAGGAGAAAAGCAACGAGGACGUGGUGGGGGAAAAUAUUCUGAAAGCCAAAAGAGUUGGUAAGAAAGCAAAUAAUUGCGGCAUCCGACGCAUCUACGUGCUUGCUGAAGAACGAUGGCGUCUACCGAGGAGCAAGUUUGUCGCGCAAGAGAGGAGCGCGAGCUGCGACGACGACAACAACUGCAAGCCGCUCACAAGGUGCUGCACAACCAAGACGUCCAGCAGCUGAUUGGUCACCUGGAAGAACUUCCCCCUCAGCUGCAUGUGGGAAGCUCCAGUUUGGAGCAAGAUCAUCUACAGCACCCCCGCGUUAAAGAGGAAGAAGAAGAUACUGACGUCAGCAAGUUGCCACUGACUGUCAUCUCCGUGAAGACCGACGACAGCAAAGACGAACCACCCGAGUCAGUACAGCUUCAUCAUCGCAGUCAAAGUGAAGACCCCUGGGGAAGACCACCACCUGACAAACUCUUAGCACCGCUGUCAGACACUGACGACGCAGACGAUAUGAACGACGCAGACUGUGAAGGUGACAACAAACCAUUGAAAUGCUCCAAAAAGAAGACAGGUGGCAGCUGCUCAAUUUGUGGUAAAACAUUUGCCCAAAACGGACCUAUGAUAAGACACAUGAGAACACACACGGGAGAAAAACCCUUUACUUGCUCAGUUUGUGGGAAAGGAUUUACUAACAAGUCCGAUAUGGUUCGACACAUGAGAACACACACUGGAGAAAAACCUUUCAAUUGCUCACUGUGUGAGAAAAGGUUCACUCACAAGGAAAGUUUAGUAGCACACAUGAGAACACACACAGGAGAAAAACCCUUCAUUUGCUCAGUGUGUGGUAAAACAUUCACUCAAAAUUCAAGCAUGGUAGCACACAUGAGAAUACACACAGGAGAAAAACCCUAUAGUUGUUCAGUGUGUGGUAAAAGAUUCAUUCUCAAGCCAAACAUGGUUUCACACAUGAGAACACACUCGGGAGAAAAACCUUACAGUUGCUCGGUGUGUGAUAAAACAUUCUCUUUUAAGUCAUGCGUGGUAACGCACAUGAGAACGCACACAGGGGAAAAACCUUUUCGUUGCUCCUUGUGUGGUGAAAGAUAUGCUCAGAGGGCCAAUUUGACAGCACACAAGCGGAUACACAACACAGAGUAAACACUUCAAACAGGGUUCCUAUGCAAGUAUGGAAUUUGAUUUCAUAAACCUUUGGGUCCGGCACGGUGCAUGGCUGUUUAGCACAUCUGCCUCACAGUUCUGAGGACCAAGGUUCAAAUCUGGGCUCCCCUGUGUGGCGUUUGAAUGUUAUCACCUUGCCCGCGUGGGUUUUCUCUGGGUACUCCUUCCUCCCACAUUCCAAAAAAACAUGCAUGGUAGGUUAAUUGAAGACUAAAUUGCCCUUAGGUGUGAAUGUGAGUGUGAAUGGUUGUUUGUUCAUAUGUGCCCUGCGAUUGGCUGGCGACCAGUUGAGUGAGGGUGUACCCUGCCUCUUGCCCAGAGUCAGCUGAGAUUGGCGCCAGCACACCUGCAACCCUCAUGAGGAUAAGCGGUACGGAAAAUGGGCGGAUGGAUAAAACUUUCAGGUCUGGAAAAGUAUGCAAAAUGGAAACUAUUGUAUGGAAAAAAAUAUUCACGUUUCCAAGACUGUUACAACAGCUCUAUUUUCUUAAAUGAAAAAAGGAUAUGACUAUAACAUAAAUUGUACAUCGAUUUUUUAUUUAUUUAUUUUUAAGAUAACCUGGAAGCGCAGCUACAAUCUUUGUGUGAGAGCGCACAGUAUUAUAACAUGGUCUUGGGGAAUAGUCGAUUCUGAUCGGCAUUAUCAGUUGAUAAUGUACACCCUUUGAACGUCUCAAGUAGUUCUUGUCAAAACAUACAAUGUUCCAAAUUCAUGCGAACCACCCUUAGCCAUUUAUACAAGCAAACAUAGGAACCUGACACAGUCAGAUUUUCUGAUAAGUGAACGUGAAGUAGCCACUCUGGGGACAGAAAUGAGCGAAUUUAAAACAGUAAUGAGUGAUUUAAUUAUUUACUUUAUUUGUUGAUUACCAACCCCUUGAUGGGUGUAAUGCUGCUGAGGAACUGGGGGAAAAUGAAGCGACAGAAGCGGCAUAAAUAGUUAACUCCGUAAGAUUGAAAUCAACUCUCAGACAAGAAGGAUGAAAUCAAUGUGAAGAAAACAAGAAAAUAGGCGAUCAAAAUACUGAGAUUAAAAUACAAGUAUAACGAAUAUACAGUAUGUGUAAAAAUAAAACCUGAUUUUGUGAUCAUUCCUGUGGUUGUCGUUUAACAUUGUCAAACUAGAAUAUCUGGAGUACUGGAUUGGGUUUACGUUCCCUUAGAAAGUUAUGGGAUUAGAAUGACGUCAUAGUCACCGUGUUGCCAGGGAAAAUAACUUGUUUUAGUAUUUUCUAUUUUGACUACAAAUGAAUUGGUUGUUUCAUCAAUUAUUUUCGUUGGCAAGUGGUAUAAACGGGUUAAUGCCCUUCGAGGUGUACAAUUAUCGGGGGUUAAUGGAGUAUUUGGCGACAUAAUGACAUAAAAAGAAUUAGAAUGAUACGCAUCUAUUUAUUCAAAUGUCACAUUAUUAUUAUUAUUAUUUUUUCUAUACAGAGAAGUCUGAAAAAAGUAUGGAAUUUUGAAAUCUCAAAUGUGUAGGAACCCUGCUUAAAGUAAUGCUCUCCUCCUAGAUUACACCAUGUCUUGGUUUUAUUGAAUUGUGGCCGAAGACGUGUAAAUGUACUGUGCAGUACUCUACAAUUAAUUUUUGUCAUCUUCAUCUUACCGCAGAGCUUAUUCGUCAUUGUCAUCUUCACUGGUCAUGAUUUACUUGUGUUUCUGUUGUGUUUAGGGCUUCACUUCGUAAGUGUUGAGCUGCUGUCUGUGUGUGUAAAACUGUCAUUGUUCAAAUACUUUCAGAUCUUCAUAUUUGAAUGGCAGUUGGCAACUAGCGUUCGCGUGUGGCUCACUAUAUGGCUAAAACUAAGCCCCAAGAAGUUUCUCAAUAUUAAAAGAUGUACAUUUUCUCUUCAAGGUCACAUGCCAUCAAAUUUGUAUUUUACAUUUUUUAUAACCUUUUUAAUCAGAUUAAUCAGCAGGCCAAUCUAAUUGGUUGAUAUUAUCCCUUUUUUCCGGCAUUAAAUUGGACGAUUUUUAUUUAUUUGUUUGCUUUUUUUUGUUUUAUUUUUACACAUUAACACAUUACAAUAUAAAUAAAAAUAUCUGCAUUUUUUUGGGUGGGGGGAAUAUCACUUAUACGUCUUACGUUGUAAUGUGUUAAUGAGUGAUUUUUCUCUCCGAUGUAAAGUUAAAUACUAAAGGAAUUUUUUUCUAAAACCAAAUGCCAAACAUUCUGCCUGUAAUCCAUAUCUGUGUUGUUUUAAGAAUUAAGGGACACAAAAAUAAGUUAUUUUAUCUUUAUAUUUUUUUUAAAUCAAUCAACCAAUUAAUAGGUUAUUGGAAUUUUAUUCUGCAAAAUAUCAGAAUCGCCAUCGGCCUCAAAACAAUCCAUAUUGGUCGGACCCUAUUCCUGUUAUAAGGUUUGAAAGAUAAAUUGGGUUUGAAAUGGCCAGGAUGAUUGAGGCAACUGGUUAGCACAUCCGCCUCAUAAUUCUGAGGACCUGGGUUCAAAUUCAGCCAUACCUGUGUGUAGUUUGGUACUCCGGUUUCCUCCCAUAUCCCCAAAACAGUAGGUAGGUUAAUUGACGGCUCUAAAUUGCCCGUAGGUGUCAAUGGUUGUUUGUUUACAUGUGCCCUGCGGUUAGCUGACGACCAGGUCAGGGUGUACCCCGCCUCUGAAUGCCCAGGAUGCCCUUUUUCAAACUAUUCCAGUUGGUUAGAAACACCUGGCAGAUGAGACAGCUGGAUUUCUCAUUAACAGUAAAUCAGCUUUGCUCUGAUUGGAUUGCUGUUCGCCAUUUGAAUACAGUAUGUGAUAACAGCUUUUCUCUGAUUGGUCGUUGGCGAUAUCACAGCGUCUUGUGGCGGCCAAACGUUCAUAGCAAAGUCGAGUUGGGAUCCUUCGAUGUCACCUCUUACUCUCAUUGUGAACCACAAUUCACCAAGUCUUGGAUUGUUGGCCCACUAAUGGGGAAUGUGAACUGAAAUGACAGUUGGCCACUCACACCUGCACAUUGAGCAAUUACAUCUUUGGAGCCUUGAACGGCGAUCCUGUGUUUUGAGGCUGUAUAUACAGUAUAUUGUACUUUUAUUAAACCAUAAAAAGAUGGAGUUACAGAGAGAGGACGUGGGUGAAAUAAAAAAAAGAGCGUGGGGAUAUUUUAAAAGUCUCAGCUCGCCCCAUUCACUUGAAUGUACCCACGCUGUACUUAUAUGACUCGUGUACAUUUUGGCGACAAUGACUGGAAGCUUUGUUAGUGCAUCCACACUUAAAUAUUGAUUGCCGAGUGUACGUCACAACACCGCCAAAUUCAGAUCCAGUCGUUUUGCAAGCGGUUUUCCUUUCAAAGGCUAUUGCAUGCAAUCAACAAUCUGCGUAGAUGUCACACAUAAACCAUACAGACUCAUUAUGACCUACUGUAUGUUAUGCACGAAACGGUAGGAAAAAAUGUGAUUUUGAGGGCAUGGGUGUGUCUAGCCCAUUUUUGUGCAGCACCCCUAAAGUGACUAAAAGCACAAAAAAAAAAUUAUAAUUUGAGAGGGCUUUAGAAUUUUUGUAACAAGCUAGAAAAGUCUAAUAAUUUUUUUUUAAAUACAGUACUUGGGUAUAACCUUAUAUUUUAACAAGAAAAGGACAGCACUGUACACCCCCCUUGCCUCAAAAAUGAUCCACCCCAUCCCUCCACCUCUACUUGACUGUUCCGAGCGACGAACGCAAGCUGAGCAUAGCAAUACCCUUCAGUGAGUAGUCAUGUUGGUAUGUCUGCCUUUAAACCAGGCUAUAUGGCAUAUUUCUUAACUUCUACCACUCAAUACCAACACAUUAUCAUUACCAUGCGUUCUUUUUGCCGCAUUUAACCACAGGUCACUGUUUAUAUUGUUCGGUAGGAAUUAUCUGACGUUUAUUGUUCUAUCUAGGAAACGUUUCAGGCGGCCACACAGUACCACUGUCAUUUUUGAAUUGGAAUGCGUGAGCGCAUUAGGAAAUGUGAGUCGCAAGUCCUGCACUUUGAGUUUUUGAAUUUCAUGUCAAAUAGAUGCUAGCAAUGUGCUGAUCGAUUGAUAAAUAAAGUGAAUAAACAAAAGAAAAACGUACAAGAAUUAUUCUUGAGAACACCACACUGACUAAACCAGACUGUAAUGUACAGAAGCCCAGACAGCGCCAUAUAACUAUUUGCGUGAUGGCUCACAAAGCUAACUGCUAAUGCUAAUGAAACCAAGCAUACGUGACGUCCAGCUGCGCGGUUCCCGCAAUGCAAUGUGGACUUUUUUUUUUUUUGUGUGCAAUAAGUAACCUCCUUAUUGUUACGUUCAAUGUUGUUGUCGUUUCUGUGUAUGUUAGCAGUGAUUCUUGGAACGUAUACCUUAUUUUGCUGUCACAUUUAUUUUAUUUCAUUUGUUCAUUUAUGUUCUACUGUUGUUGUUUUUUUAAAUUGCACAUAUAACUAUAGAAAGAGAAAGCUACAAACAGGUGGUGCCUUGCUCAAAGUAGCAAGUCUUUUCAAAUCAAUGGGUUCAAGUCCAAGUGAAGUCACGAGCCAUUGCUGUUCAAGUCCAAGUCGAGUCUGAAGACAUAAAAUUCAUGACUCGACUCCAAGUGGUGACUCGAGUCCACACCUCUGGUGAUGUAUAUAUGAAAUAUGAAUUUUCCAAUUCGCAGUACCAGUACCGCUGCCCUUUUUUAGUGUAUUUGUGUGUGUUCGCGCACGCACCCAUCAUGGCAUACAUGUUUCAUAAGGCUUAAUAUUGUGUGUGCAUGUGUGUGUUGUUGAAGCGGUAAUAUGUGUCUCCGCACCCCCACCUCCCUUGAGACAUUUCUAUCCCAAUUUUGGGGGUACUGAUUUUUAAGCACCCCUUAAGUGAAUCCCAUCGCCCUUAAAUCUCUGAACCUUGAAUCGCCCCUGGCAUGGCACCUAUAAUACUGCUGACGAUUUGUACAGAUUUUAACCACUUAUGAUUCUUUUUUUCCCCCCACUCAUUAUCCAGACUAUCCAAUAGUGUACAAAUGUAACUAGCCCACCACUAUACUGAUGUGCUACCAUCCCAUAACUGUGUUUGUGUGCCUAGUGUUCCACCUUUUAAUACACCCACUGUACUUCUUUUCGUCCAGGACCCAGGGAAAUCUUCUUCUGCUUUAAAUAUUAUCCUUACUUUCUGUGUUUUCAUCGCUGUGGUGAACAAUUUAUUACAGCCACCAAAAACAAUUAAAAGCGCAUUUGUACCCACAA